This is a messenger RNA of Xyrauchen texanus (razorback sucker), 4981 nucleotides long. RefSeq names its product glucocorticoid receptor-like. NCBI's taxonomy places the organism in Eukaryota, Metazoa, Chordata, Actinopteri, Cypriniformes, Catostomidae. The transcript has 10 exons. The record is from RefSeq and is a predicted model, not a curated record. Gene Ontology annotation, molecular function: sequence-specific DNA binding; steroid binding; zinc ion binding. Bases 572 to 2698 code for a protein of 708 amino acids. Gene Ontology annotation, biological process: regulation of DNA-templated transcription; nuclear receptor-mediated glucocorticoid signaling pathway. Gene Ontology annotation, cellular component: nucleus.
GUGUCCACGGAUCUCCAUACAGUGAUCUCCAUUUUGAAUGUUUUUAUGGUUUUUGGUUUUAUGGCACGCCUCUUUUCUCAUGACCAAAACGAGUAAAUUAACUGGAUUACCCUGAUGGUGUUAUGAAUUCUGACUCAAAGGCUGGACUAUAUCUGGCCUGCGAUAUUUUCACGCAGUUUGCGAUUUCUCCUGCUUUUGUCACGCGACCUCGGACCUCGUAUCAACUGUGAAGGCUUUCGUGUUAUUGCUAAUCGCUAACAUCAGAAACCUCUAAUCAAAACAAUGUCAUAUGAAUCAACAAAUCAAAACAGGAGCCUAAAUAUCAAAUGCUGUGCGCACCGCAUAUACACAUCAAUUGAUGGUCCUUAUACUGAGACGGAAAGUUUCCCCCACUACUUGGUGCAGGUUGCCAGCUUGAUCAGGGCCAUGACCAGUGGUGGACAGUAACGAAUAAUGUGAGAUGGAUCAAGGAGGACUUAAGAACAGUACAAAGAGAGAUGAGUGUUUGAAUACAUUGGAUUACAGUAACAGCCCAUCUAAGGGGAUUUUGUGAAGCGGAAUACAAAGUAUCAUGUCUGUCGCCCCAACCUCAAUGGUUUCUCAACCCAAUCCAUUAAUGCAGCCUGUUUCUGGGGACCUUCCUAAUGGCCUGAGCAAUUCACCUACUCUGAAGGAGCACACCACCUCUGUAUCCUCCACACUCGGAUUCUUUAUGGAGGAUUCAGAACUCAAAAUGGGGAAGGAUCGGAGGGCCCAACAAAACCAGACUCUGGCCCCUUUCACUCUGGGGGACAACUUCUCAGGUCUGGAGGCCAGCAUUGCAAACCUUAAUAGCAUCUCUCCUUCAAUGGACUCUCUGAUUGGUGGAGUGGAUCCCAAUCUCUUUCCUUUAAAAACAGAGGACUUCUCUCCCAUGGAUAAAGCCGAUAUGGACCUUGACCAAGAUUCUUUCGGGCCCAUCAGUAAGGAUGUUGACAUCGGUAGUAAGCUCUUUAGUGACAACACUCUGGACCUCCUGCAGGACUUUGAGUUAGAAUGCUCACCCUCUGAUUUCUACAUGGGGGAUGAUGCAUUCCUCUCCACCAUUGAUGAUAAUUCUCUGCUUGGAGACUUGCCAACAAAUUCAGAGAGGGACUCGAAGCUGGUGGUCUCAGUGAGCAGCACUGCUAAUGGUACAACCAACUCCAGCCCAUCCAGCAACAACAUUGUCACCAUCAGCUCACCCACUGUAAAGGUGGAGAAAGACUCCAUAAUCCAGCUGUGUACUCCUGGGGUAAUCAAACAGGAGAAAAUUGGGACUAACUACUGUCAGGCAAGUCUCCGUAGCACACCCAUUUCCAUUUGCAAUGUCACCACUUCAAGUGGACAGAGCUUACUCUUUGGAACCGGCUCAUCCAUGGCUGGUGUCAGUCAACAAAAAGAUCAGAAGCCUGUCUUCAAUGUGUACACCCCUCUGGCCUCUUCAGAAGAUGGUUGGAGCAGGGGCCAGGGCUAUGGAAAUGCAAAUGGAAUUUCCAAAGCUUUCACAACCUCCUAUGCCAGUCUUGCAGUGAGACCUGAAAAUCGCACUGACACACCCUCAUCCGUAGGGAAGUCCAGCACCGCCACACACAAGAUCUGUCUGGUGUGCUCCGAUGAAGCUUCAGGCUGCCAUUAUGGAGUCCUCACCUGUGGUAGCUGCAAGGUCUUCUUUAAGAGAGCAGUUGAAGGGCAACACAAUUAUCUGUGUGCUGGAAGGAACGAUUGCAUCAUUGACAAAAUCCGCCGGAAGAACUGCCCUGCUUGUCGUUUCCGCAAAUGUCUCAUGGCAGGCAUGAACCUGGAGGCCCGUAAGACCAAGAAAGGCCGUCAACUUGGCAAGGUAGUCUAUCAGGAAACGGUUCCCGAGCAUAAACUCCCUCCACUGCCCGAAGCCCAGGCACUGGUGCCCAAACCCAUGCCUCAGCUAGUGCCUACCAUGUUGUCUCUACUGAAGGCCAUUGAGCCGGACACCAUCUACGCAGGAUACGACAACACCCUACCUGACACUUCCACCCGCCUUAUGACCACUCUGAACAGACUAGGUGGCCGGCAAGUCAUCUCCGCUGUCAAAUGGGCCAAAGCACUGCCAGGCUUCAGAAACCUUCACCUGGAUGAUCAGAUGACCCUCCUGCAAUGCUCCUGGCUCUUUCUCAUGUCUUUUGGAUUAGGCUGGAGAUCAUACCAGCAGUGUAAUGGAAAUGUGUUGUGUUUUGCUCCAGACCUGGUGAUUAAUCAAGAGAGGAUGAAGCUGCCGUACAUGACUGAUCAGUGUGAACAGAUGCUGAAGAUCUCCAGUGAAUUUGUCAGGCUGCAAGUUUCAAAUGAGGAGUACCUGUGCAUGAAAGUCCUUCUGCUGCUGAGCACAGUGCCGAAGGAUGGUUUGAAGAGCCAGUCUGUGUUUGAUGAGCUACGAAUGUCCUACAUUAAAGAAUUGGGCAAGGCCAUUGUGAAGAGAGAGGAGAACUCCAGCCAGAACUGGCAAAGAUUCUAUCAGCUAACUAAGCUACUGGACUCCAUGCAUGAUAUGGUGGGUGGACUCCUGAACUUCUGUUUCUACACAUUUGUAAAUAAAUCCUUGAGUGUGGAGUUUCCCGAAAUGCUUGCAGAGAUCAUCAGCAACCAGUUACCAAAAUUCAAAGCUGGGAGUGUCAAACCGCUGCUGUUUCACCAGAAGUGACAUUUCUCCCAGCAGUAGGACAUGAUGCCUUAAAUGCCCACCCUGUUCUCUCUCUCCACCCUCCACCCGCGACAGCAGACUGAAGGAGGUAGUGCAGUGUGCACUGCAGCAAGGGGAGAGUGAGAGGCAGGGACUGUAUGCAACCCAGCACAGAGCUCCAUUACUGAUGAGAAAAAAGUGGAGCGAGAGGAAGAGACGGGUAAUUAAACAAAAAGGUUCUAAAAAGCUAAUGACAUAACCAUGAAUCUUAUGUAUAGUAACCGAUUGUCCCAUAUACACUGAUCAGCCACAACAUUAAAACCACCUGCCUAAUAUUGUGUAGGUCCCAUGCAUCCAGCCAAAACAGCACCAACCCGCUUCUCAGAAUAGCAAUGUUUUGAAAAGUGAAAGUGUACUAUAUAAUCUGCACAUACUGGAAUGUAAGUGCUGUGGUGCUACAGCUGCUCAAAAAAUUCAAGAUGUGUGAACCUAUAUAUAGUGACCUUAGAGAAUUAGCUUUCUUCUACUAAUUGUUUAUACUGGGAGUCAAACACCAGAGACGACAUACACCGACCGAUCAGCCACAAUGUUAAAACCACCUGCUAAAAUUGUGUAGGUCCCCUUCGUGCCGCCAAAACAAUGGCAACCAGCAUCUUGGAAUGGCAUUCUGAGAUGCUUUUAUUCUCACCACAAUUGUACAGAGCGGUUAUCUUAUACUUAGUCAGUUCGAACCAGUCUGGCUAUUCUUUGCUGACCUCAUCAACAAGGCAUUCAUCCCCAGAACUGUCGCUCACUGGAUGUUUGUCUCUGUAUGUUGUCUCAGGUGUUUGAAUCUCUGUAUCAACAAUUAGUAGAAGAAAGCUAAUUCUCUAAUAGUUUCACACGUCUUUAAUUUUUCAGAUGUUGCACCAAAGCACUUACAAUCCAGUAUGUGCAGAUUAUAUAGUACACUUUCACUUUUCAAAACAUGAUCUUUUAUGUCAAUCAAAAUAGACUUUGAACUUCAACUGAUACAAGUAUAAAAUAAUCAUUUAAAUAAAAUGGACCAUAAUAAUGGGUUUAGCUUGGUUUGGAAAUCAAAUACAUUUUGUAUAACUGCAAAUCUUUACUGUUUUAAAAGUCAUGUCGCUAACUGCUAACAGCAUUACAUCCAUGUACAGAAAAGGGAAAAUGUGCCUUUUUUAGCUUAUUUUAAGCCUUUUUCUUUACCUGUCCACACCAGACAUUUUGCAUCAGUUGUGUUAGGACUUCAUAGUUGAUUGUACUUUUAUACCCAAUUGCACUUGUAAUUUUACAAAUGGUCAUGUUUAUUUUUGGCAGCUCAGUGAUCUGUUGUGUGUACUUAAAAAAAAUUAUCCUUAUUGAUAUGGCAUAGAGUUAUGGAGUCUGACGAUCGACAUACUUUUUAUAUUGGUUGGAUGUCAGUCGAGAAAUGCAAUUUGAGCACUUUCACUCCUUUUUAAAUGCUUUAAAAAAGCUGGUUUAAGUUUGAUCUGCAGAAAUAUACUAUGUGUAUUAGAGUAUAAAAAGCCAUUUCUUUAUUAAUUUUCACCUCGUAUAGGAAGUAUGCAAUGUAAAUCAUGAGUUGACAGUUUUGUUCAUGUUGUCGUCUUUGUUCCUUCGCUGUUGCAGGCUUACAAAGUAAUGCUGCAUUACACAACCAAAAUAGUGAAUGCAGAUUACAUUACAUAUAACACUCUGGUUCAAUAAAGAUGAAAGUUUUUUUGUCAAUGAUAAGGAAUAGAAAACAGUACAAUCAUACAUAGCUACACCAAACAUCAGCACCUCUCAAACUCUAGAUUGUUUCUACUAUAGCAGAGUACAUGUUUUUUAAUUCAUUAAACUAACCUUGUUUUUUUCUUUCCGAGUGCUAACAAUCAUUGUUGGUGCAAUCAGUCAUACUGCAGGGUUCACUCUCUGGGAAUUUCUACUCACUUGUAAUGUUGCAAUCUGUUAUUUCUGUGCCAAACAUAGUUUGAUUUGAUUUGUACAAUCUAAAACUCUGCUUGUCUUAACAUGUCAAAGAUGUAUAUUGAAGAGGGGUAAAAAAAAAACAAAAAGAGAACAAUAUAUAUAAUUUUAUUUUUCUUCUGUGGAAGUGUAAUACAUUAUGUUCAAAACAUACAUAAACAAACAGAUGAUAUCACCAGCUUUAACCUGCUUAGCAUUGCAUUGUGUGGUACAGACAUAGAGCUCAACAGUUAUUCUCAAAUUGUAAUCAAUAUCCGGGCAGCACUUUUCACACUUUGCUCUUCUGUAUCUACAGAUAUAUAUGAAACAAAUAAACAGAUGUAUUUACAUAAA